Parascedosporium putredinis is the source of this 939-nucleotide messenger RNA. The record is from the annotation of a GenBank genome assembly. NCBI's taxonomy places the organism in Eukaryota, Fungi, Ascomycota, Sordariomycetes, Microascales, Microascaceae.
AUGAAGUUCUCCAGCAUCUUCAACUUCGCCCUCGUGGGCCUGGCCGCCGCCGCCCCCACCCCCACCGUGGACGAGGAAGCCAGCGGCCUCCAGAAGCGCGCCGCCUCCAUCACCGAGUCCUGCAACAUUGGCUACGCCAGCACCAACGGCGGCACCACCGGUGGCAAGGGCGGCUCCACCACCACCGUCUCCACUUUUGCCCAGUUCACCGCCGCCGCCAAGGUCAGCGGCAAGCUCAACAUCGUCGUCAAGGGCACCAUCUCCGGCGCCGACACCGUCCGCAUCACCUCGGACAAGACCGUUGUCGGUGCCUCGGGCUCGCAGCUCCAGGGCGUCGAUCUCAAGGUCAAGGCCGACAGCGGUGACGCCAUCGGCAUCGAUGCCUCCACCAACGUCUGGAUCGACCACUGCGAUCUUUCCUCGGAUCUGAACAACGGCAAGGACUACUAUGAUGGUCUCCUCGACAUCAAGCACGGUGCCGACUGGAUCACCGUCUCCAACACUUACCUCCAUGAUCACACCUCGCUCGUCGGCCACAGCGACUCCCAGACCGACGACAAGGGCAAGCUCCACGUCACCUACGCCAACUGCUACUGGAAGAACACCAGCUCCCGAAACGCCCUCGUCCGCUUCGGUACCGUCCACAUGUACAACAACUUCUUCUCCGGCAUCCUCCUCUCCGGCAUCAACACCCGCAUGGGUGCCCAGGUCCGCGUCGAGUCUUCCACCUGGGAGGACUCCAAGAAGCCCAUCAUCUCCGAGGACUCCAAGGAGGUUGGCUACAUCACCAUCAGCGACGUCAACUACGGCGGCGGUGCCAACGCCGCCCCUCUCGGCGACUUCAGCUCGAGCAAGAUCCCCUAUAGCUUCACCCUCUACGGCAAGAACAACGUCAAGAGCAAGAUCCCCGCCGAGGCCGGUCAGCUCCUCAGCUUCUAA